AUGACAUGUGUGAUUUGUUGGCAGCCCUGGACAUGCGGAACCAAACACGAUGUCACACCAAAGCAGAAGACUUAUGGUGGCAGCAAUCAGUGGGAAGACUGGAGCACAUGGGAGACAUGGGCGGAUGCAGAUCGAUCAGCCCGUCAGCAGUCCCAAUCACCAAGAGCGAGACAAAAUCGGCAGGGAAGUUACUCCCCCAGGGGACGAAAAGGGAAGGGAAAGAUCAAAGGAAAAGGAAAGUCCAAAAUGGAAUAUUUCAACAGUCCUUUUGGUGCAGGAAAAGGUGGAUCAGCGCCAUUGCCGCCUUGGCCAGUCUGGAAUGCACCGGAAGUUUCUGCGUCGCCUUUCCAAUCGGCACAGGCGAGCAAAACUUCGACGAUGCAGGAAAUGGCUGUCCACCUGAGGCAUGCAUACAAGGACUCCGAGCCCCCCUCAGACGUCCAGGCCUUCUUAGAGAAGGCAGACAAGGAAUCCAGUCGAAACAAUAUCAAGUCUCUGCAAGCAGCGACCAAAAGCCUAGAUCAUGCACAGAAAGCCCUCAGAGAUGCAAUCGCAGCCAAGAAAGAACAUCGAUUGCAAUGGACCAAACAUGUCGGAGAGGGAAUCAAGAUUUGGGAAACGCAGCUAGAGAGCUUUCGUGUUCACCAAGCAGCUCUGUCCGAGAAUGCCACUCGCGCCAGAGCAGAAAUCGAAUCCUCUCGCAGGAUUUUGAAGAGGUCAGCGAAAACACUGUCAGAGAAGGAAGAAUCCGAAGAUGCCAGUCAGGACAAUGUUGCGGACCCCGAGGAACAGAAACUCAGGGAUCAGCUUCAGGGAGUUCUCAAUGCAUGUGCAGGCUCCCUGGGCAUCACAGUGGAUUCAGCCGACUCCAAAGUGCACGAUGUUUCCGACGAGGAAACAGACAAGAUACCUGCGUCCAAAAGGCCCAGAUCAAUCGAGCCUGUUCAAAAGGGCUCGACCAAGCAGUGA
Cladocopium goreaui is the source of this 969-nucleotide messenger RNA. The record is from the annotation of a GenBank genome assembly. NCBI's taxonomy places the organism in Eukaryota, Dinophyceae, Suessiales, Symbiodiniaceae.